GGCAAUGGUAUAAACGUCUCACUUGUCACUAACUCUUCAGGCAGUAACAACAAGCGGUCGCUACAGCUACACUUCGUCAUGGCUCCGAAAAAGGGUUUGUUACAGAGGCUGGAUGAAGGACCAGUGAUUGGUGACGGAGGGUUUGUGUUUGCCCUGGAGAAGAGAGGCUACGUUAAGGCUGGUCCCUGGACACCUGAGGCUACUGUUGAAAACCCUGAAGCUGUUCGUCAGCUACACCGGGAGUUCCUGCGGGCGGGGUCGGACGUUAUGCAAGCCUUCACCUUCUACGCCUCAGACGAUAAGCUGUCCAACCGAGGCAAUGAAUCCAGCAAAAAAUACACGUGCCGGGGAAUUAACGACGCCGCGUGUAGACUGGCCAGGGAAGUAGCUGAGGAGGGCGAUGGUCUAGUAGCCGGGGGCCUCUCCCAGACACCAACUUACCUCUCUGGUCUGGGCAAGGAGAACACGCAGAAGGAGUUUAAGAAGCAAGUUGACGUCUUCGUUGAAAAUAAAGUCGAUUUUCUCAUCGUGGAGUACUUCGAGCACGUGGAGGAGAUAGAGUGGGCCAUCGAGGUGAGCGUGAAGACGGGGAUGCCGGUGGUCGCCUCCAUGUGUAUAGGACCAAAGGGUGACCUGCACGGUGUCCCGGCGGGCGAGUGUGCCGUCAGGAUGGCCAAGGCUGGAGCUCACGUCGUGGGGAUUAACUGUCACUUCGAUCCCUUCAUGACUCUGGAAGGAUUGAGGUUGAUGAAAGCAGCAUUGGACGCAGCUGGGGUCAAGGUACACCUCAUAGCUCAGCCUCUAGCCCUCCACACUCCAGACGCCCACAAACAAGGCUUCAUUGACCUACCGGAGUUCCCCUUUGGUCUGGAGCCCCGUAUCUGCACCCGCUGGGACAUGCACAAGUAUGCCCGGGAAGCUUACGAUCUCGGAGUGCGGUACAUCGGAGGGUGUUGUGGGUUUGAGGCUUACCACAUCAGGGCUGUGGCUGAGGAACUGGCCACAGAGCGAGGAAGGAAACCCAAGGCCUCAGAGAAACAUGAUAUGUGGGCAGGUGGCCUUAAGAUGCACACUAAACCAUGGGUCAGAGCCAGAGCCAGCAAAGAAUACUGGCAGUCACUGAAGCCUUCCUCUGGUCGACCAUUCUGUUCCUCUAUGUCUCAACCCGACAAAUGGGGCGUGACAGCAGGAGAUUCCACCCUUAAACAGAAGACCGCUAUCACAACUGACGAAGAGAUCGCUGAACUCGCGAAACCAAGGAGAGUAAUGAACGGUAAAUGAGACCACAAAGAACGACGAGGAGGAACGUUGAGAGAUUUAAUAACUGGAUGAACGACCCGCUGCAUUACGUGAUGACGAGACUAUAUAUAUAUACCCUGUGUGUACGUGGCUUCGAUACAAGUUUAUAAUUGUUUCUGCGAGUGAUAUGAAUGUUUUGAAUGCUUAUUUUGGCGUAUACAGUACAGUACUAUGUUGAAUGAUAGUGAGUUUAUGUACAUCGUCAUUUAAAGUUCAUUAGAUAUUACUGGAGAUUGACUGUCCAUCAACUGUAGUACUGACUGUUGUCCUCUACGACUGAAAUAAGAACUCGAGAAUAAAUUUCCCUCAUCUAUAUCAGAUAAUCAAGAUGUAUUCUACCGUGAGUGUAUGUCUCUCAUAAUGGAAGAGAUUUCAGAUGUCAAGAAUGAGAAAAAUGUAGUGAAUGUUAUAAAAUGUGGAAAGAAGGUAGAACUUUAUGUUUAGAAGGAACAGUUCACAUGAAAGGUGGUAACAAAAGAGUAUAAUAGGGGAAAGGUUUAAUACACUAUAGACAAGGUAAGAUAAUUUAUUAAUGUUCUCAGAAUUACGCCUCAUUGACCAAGAAAAAUGUUAAAUAUAACUUAAAAUUUGUUAAUAAAAAUGUAAGCUUACUACAAUAGCGAUUAAUUACUCUGAUUACUUUACCUAUGUCUGGUAUUUUGAGUCUUUGUGAUUUGUCAUGUUACAUAUUUACUCUUAAAAAAAUAACUUGUCUGUAUAUCUAUCGACUUCAUAUACAAUAAAAACUAAUCGAAAAGAAA
Messenger RNA from Homarus americanus (American lobster), 2060 nucleotides. RefSeq names its product betaine--homocysteine S-methyltransferase 1-like. Gene Ontology annotation, molecular function: zinc ion binding; betaine-homocysteine S-methyltransferase activity. The coding region runs from base 79 to 1281 and encodes 400 amino acids. NCBI's taxonomy places the organism in Eukaryota, Metazoa, Arthropoda, Malacostraca, Decapoda, Nephropidae. The record is from RefSeq and is a predicted model, not a curated record. The transcript has 9 exons.